UGUGACUGGGUGAACUGUCUUGGCUUAAAAACUGGUACAGGAUGACUAGGCUGAACGAACGUCCUCUGAUUGAAUCCAACAAAUUUGGGUCGGUUUUGGCUCUUGACAUCUCGCGAAAAGCAUACCAAAAAGUGGUGAGGUCCCUGGCAUCUACUACAGCGACGGUGGUUCGGGCAGUCAUUGGCUCGGUGACCCUCUCUUAAGCAUUUCAAGCAACGGUUCUGUUCCAUUAGGCGGUCCUUUCUUGCUUGCGGGUUUCCAUAUCUAGUACAUUCGCUCGGAAAAUGGUUUCCUUGGCACAAGGAACAACAGGACGAUUUUGGUUGGUUAGCAACUGGAAAUGAACGAGUAGGCUCUGGCUGAUA
Messenger RNA from Meloidogyne enterolobii, 365 nucleotides. Lineage: Eukaryota; Metazoa; Nematoda; Chromadorea; Rhabditida; Meloidogynidae. The record is from the annotation of a GenBank genome assembly.